This is a messenger RNA of Balearica regulorum gibbericeps (East African grey crowned-crane), 1176 nucleotides long. NCBI's taxonomy places the organism in Eukaryota, Metazoa, Chordata, Aves, Gruiformes, Gruidae. The record is from RefSeq and is a predicted model, not a curated record.
AUGAGGUGGCACCUGGGAGCUGCUGUUCCUGCUGCACCUCGCCGGUAUUGCCGGGUUCCCAGCGGGUUUUCGCGUGAUGUGUUCCACCUAACCCCAGAGUACCUCCGCUGCUUUUUCAGGGUGAUGCUCCGUGAAAAAGUUACCACUGGAGUUACUACUGACAGAAGUACUGUCUUGGCAAAUGUAAUUGCUGCUUGCAGAAGGCUUUUCUCUCAACCUCCCAAAGGAUUUGAAAAAUAUUUUCCCAAUGGGAAGAAAGCAAAUGGAACUAAAGGUACAGCUGCAGAAACAAAAGAAGCAAAGCCAGCUAGUGCCCGACAACCUAGUGGGACUAGUAGUGGAGGAGGUGGCAGUGGUGGAAAAAAAGGUGGCAAGAAAGAAGAAACUAACUGGUGGACCAGAUUACAGAAGGGUGACAUUCCAUGGGAUGUCAGGGAGUUUCGGAUGUACGUAGUGGGAAGUUCUUUUUUCUGGACAAUGGUUGUAUAUUACUUCUUCUUCAGGGUCCCUGGGAGAGAAAUCACCUGGAAAGACUUUGUCAAUAGCUACCUUUCUAAAGGAGUGGUGGACAGACUUGAAGUGGUGAACAAGCGCUUUGUUAGAGUGAUCUUUGUUUCAGGAAAGUCUCCUCAUGAAUGGCAGUACGUCUGGUUUAAUAUUGGUAGUGUGGACACUUUUGAACGGAAUCUUGAAACUGUGCAGCAAGAUCUGGGAAUAGAAGUGGAGAAUAGAUUGCCUGUAGUCUACUCAACAGAGAGUGAUGGAUCCUUUCUUCUGAGCUUGCUGCCUACGAUCCUGAUUAUUGGUUCUUUACUGUACACAUUAAGAAGAGGCCCUGCAGGCUUAGGUCGAGCAGGGCGCGGAAUGGGUGGACUUUUCAGUGUGGGUGAAACCACAGCCAAAGUCCUUAAGGAUGAAAUAGAUGUUAAAUUCAAAGAUGUAGCUGGCUGUGAGGAGGCCAAAUUAGAGAUAAUGGAGUUUGUUAACUUUCUGAAAAAUCCCAAACAAUAUGAGGAUCUGGGAGCAAAAAUUCCAAAGGGGGCAAUUCUGACAGGUCCUCCAGGUACUGGGAAAACACUUCUAGCUAAAGCUACAGCUGGAGAAGCUAAUGUACCAUUUAUCACAGUCAACGGCUCAGAGUUCUUAGAGAUGUUUGUUGGUGUGGGUCCAGCUCGA